AUGUCAGAACCGAAGAAAGAAUCAAAAGACGAGACGAAGGCUCUCCCCACAAGCAAGGCCGCAGAAGCAAAAACUCCGCCAUCAACCAAGCAAGCAUCUCCAAAAGACAACCCUACUACACAACAACAGAGCAAAGUCCCAGCACAGCAGCGCACCUCCGAAGCCACAACUACCAGAGAACAAGGCCAACCCGAGUACGUCGACUUGGCCGAUGCACCAGCUCCAUUCGAGGAUGUGGACCUAAGUGACCCGCCACCUGAUGAGCCUUCGUUCGAGAUGGUGGAGCAUAGAGAUGCUCCUCACUCGUCGUACAACUCGCAUCAAGAUCAUAAGUGGAAGUACCCGGAGGGCUUUGGGAAGGGUGAGAAGAAGGGUGGAGGAGAUAAUAAGGAGGCGAAGUGA
Messenger RNA from Zasmidium cellare ATCC 36951, 402 nucleotides. RefSeq lists its product as uncharacterized. Bases 1 to 402 code for a protein of 133 amino acids. The transcript has a single exon. NCBI's taxonomy places the organism in Eukaryota, Fungi, Ascomycota, Dothideomycetes, Mycosphaerellales, Mycosphaerellaceae. The record is from RefSeq and is a predicted model, not a curated record.